This is a messenger RNA of Drosophila takahashii, 1241 nucleotides long. RefSeq lists its product as uncharacterized. The record is from RefSeq and is a predicted model, not a curated record. Lineage: Eukaryota; Metazoa; Arthropoda; Insecta; Diptera; Drosophilidae.
UUCAAAGUGUUCGGUGCGGGACACGAGUAUUCUCACGGAUAAUAAACAGCAAAUAGGAUCCCUAGCAAAUAUGUCGCUCAAAUACUUACUAAUUGCUUCUGCCGUGCUGAUCGCUUUGAGUGCAGCUGAUGUGUCGGAAAUAAAGGCGAAUAAGGUGGAUCUGCCGUUUAACGACUUACUGCCACCUCUACAGGAUGAAUCGAGCACCAGUACGACGACCACAACUGUGAGGCCCGCCACAACGUUGGCCACAAAGCCCACCAAGAAAUCGUAUUACCAGAAGCCAGCUAACCUGGCCAAGGAGGAGAAACCGAAGACCAUUGCUAGCAAACAGGAUGUGGAGCAACUGCCCCUGGAUCUGCUGCCACCCUUCGAGGAUGUGGCUCAGCCAUCGGAGUCCAAGCCUCAGACCGUGGUGAAGACUACGCCAAAGCCUGUGAUCAGGGUCACUCAGCCACCAGUGGUGAGGGUCACUCAGCCACCAGUGGUGAGGGUAACUCAGCCACCAGUGCUUAAGGUCACUCAUCAGGCUGCUCCUCGUUCACAAUACUCUGUUCAAUCAGCACCAGCACCCCGGCCCCAGUACUCCGUUCAUCCUGCUCCCCCAGCGGUACAACCUGUCCACGGUUCUGCUGUAGGAAGCGGGUUCCAGUCCCGAUUCUCCAACUACUUCCUCACCAGCACCGUUCGCCCAAGACGCGGUCCUUUGCCCACGAUCACUCCCUUCCCGCGCUUUGUCAGGCUGUAGGAAUCCAUUUAAUUAGAUAAGAUAAGCAACCAUUCAAAGGCCAAGUCAAAACAUAAAAUAAAUAAGAUACGAAACACACUGAGAUAAUGAGUGGAAACUAUGCGGUAUUAUUUAAAAGCGACUGUUUAAGCAUGAAACUCACACAAAAUAUUCCAAGAUUUCAAAUGUUGAUGGAUCUUAAAUAAUUUAUGAAUGCAUAAAAGUGAGCAUUUUGGAUCACAGAGGCAUAGACAUCUGUUGGCGCUCUGCGAAGUCAGGUUAUCUGUUUUAAAUUAACACCUUUGUACAAUAAUUAAACUGGGUAAGCUCCACUCAGUUACAGAUUACAUAAAGAGUAAUUAUUAAAAAAUAUUCUCAUAAUUAAAAAGUGAAUUUUCUUAAGUAAAUUCAGCUUUAAAAGAAAGUAAGUACUUGGAACGUAAGAGUUUUAAAUAAUAUAUUGCAGUGUAAAAAAUAUUUUAAAUAAAUGAAAAAAAAAUUUUAAUUAUUAAAA